Cetraspora pellucida is the source of this 300-nucleotide messenger RNA. Lineage: Eukaryota; Fungi; Glomeromycota; Glomeromycetes; Diversisporales; Gigasporaceae. The record is from the annotation of a GenBank genome assembly.
AUGCCCUAUGCUGUACCAAAAGUUUUAUCAGGUGAGAAACAGUUUACACAAGCAGCAGAUAUUUAUGAGUUUUGUGUUAUUAUAGCACUGGAAUUGAAAAAUUAUUGUGAAAUUGGUUACAAGAAUUCUUCAUUCUUGGACUGUAUUGGAGCAUCAAAAAAUAACCAUGGCAAUUAUAUGCAAAUUGCAAUAAAAAGUUCAUUGCAGCAAAAUCUUGUACAAGUAGGAAACGACACUAUUUUGUAUCUGGUUAAAUAUUUAUAUACUGCUAGUUUAAAUGAUAAUGAAACUAAAAAGUAA